Messenger RNA from Sphaeramia orbicularis (orbiculate cardinalfish), 4118 nucleotides. RefSeq names its product adaptor protein, phosphotyrosine interaction, PH domain and leucine zipper containing 2 (gene appl2). NCBI's taxonomy places the organism in Eukaryota, Metazoa, Chordata, Actinopteri, Kurtiformes, Apogonidae. Gene Ontology annotation, cellular component: cytoplasm; endosome membrane. Gene Ontology annotation, biological process: signaling. The transcript has 21 exons. The record is from RefSeq and is a predicted model, not a curated record. Bases 68 to 2062 code for a protein of 664 amino acids. Gene Ontology annotation, molecular function: protein binding.
CUGGGAAACUGAGUCCACGCUCUAAAUAAUUCAAGCUCCCAUUCCCUUCUCCUCCUCCGCUAACAAGAUGCCGGCCGUACAUCACAAACUGCUUCUAGAAGACGCUUUGCAGGACAGUCCGCAGACUCGUUCCUUGCUCAGUGUGUUUGAAGAAGAUGCUGGGAAUCUUACAGACUACACCAACCAGCUUCUGCAGUCAAUGCAGAGGGUAUUUGGAGCUCAGAGUGAGAUGGGAUUGGCCACAGAGCAGCUUUCCCAGCAACUCCUGGCAUAUGAAAAAAAAAAUUUUGCCCUUGGAAAAGGUGAUGAGGAGGUAAUCACCACACUGCAGAGCUUCGCCAAGACCGUAGGGGAGCUGAACUCGCUCCACUCCGAGCUGGCCAACCAGAUGGCAGACAGUAUGGUCUUCCCCUUGAUCCAGUUCCGAGAGAAAGACCUCACAGAGAUAAGCACACUAAAGGAAAUAUUUGGCAUCGCCACUGAUGAGCAUGAGGCAGCUAUGGUCAAGUACAGCCGACUGCCGAAGAAGAAGGAAAAUGAGAAGCUGAAGUCAGACAUGGUGAAGGAAGUGGCCUACACCAGAAGGAAGCAGCACCAGGCCUCACUGCAGUAUUACUGCGCCCUCAACGCUCUGCAGUAUCGCAAGAGAGUAGCCAUGCUUGAACCAAUGCUAGGCUACACACAGGCACAGAUCAGCUUCUUCAAGAAAGGAAUUGAACUGGUGUCAAAGAAGAUGGACAACUUUCUCGCCUCUGUGUCCAAAAUGACACAAAAUAUCCAGGUCCAGCUGGAUGCAGAGGCGGAGGCCAUGCGUGUGUCCCAGAGGGAGCUGCUGUCAGUUGAGGACACCGUCUACAUGCCAGAUAAGGACAAUGAUCCUGUCAAUCGUACACUUAUCCAGAAGGCUGGCUACCUCAACAUUAGGAAUAAAACGGGCCUGGUGACCACCGCCUGGGACAGACUAUUCUUCUUCACUCAAGGAGGGAACCUGAUGUGCCAGCCACGGGGGGCAGUGGCAGGGGGAAUGGUGCUUGAUCUGGAUAACAGCUCCGUCAUGGCUGUGGAGUGCGAGGACAGACGCUACUGCUUUCAGAUAACCUCCCCCUCAGGCAAAACGUCAAUGAUUCUACAAGCUGAGAGUAAAAGAGAAUAUGAAGAAUGGAUUUGCACAGUGAACAACAUCUCCAGACAGAUCUACCUGACUGACAACCCAGAGGCUGUGGCCAUCAGGCUGAACCAGACUGCCAUCCAGGCGGUCACUCCCAUCACCAGUUUCGAGAAGCGACAGGAGGGCUCCCCCAAUCCAGACAGAGCCAAGCCAGGAGGUGUUCACGGUGCCAGCAGCGGUUCCGAGAAGACAGCUCCAGAACCAGAGGACCUGAUAGCCCCCGGGACACCUAUUCAGUUUGAUAUCAUGCUGCCGGCCUCUGAGUUUCAGGACCAAAAUAGGGCCGGGGGAAGACGCACAAAUCCUUUUGGAGAAACGGAUGACGAGUGUUCGACAGAGAGCGAUGACUCUCUUUUGCAGCAGGUAUUUGCAGUGCGUUUCCUUGGCUCGAUGGCAGUACGCUGUGGAAACAAUCAGGAGGUCAUCUACGAGGCCAUGAGGCAGGUACUCGCUGCCCGGGCCAUCCACAACAUCUUCAGGACAACAGAAUCCCACCUCAUGGUCACCAGCAGCAGCCUCAGGUUGAUUGACCCUCAAACGCAAGUUACAAGGAUAAGUUUUCAGCUGGGGGAGGUGUGUCAGUUCGCCGCUCACCAGGAGAAUGGGAGGUUAAUGGGAUUUGUGGUCGAGGGCCGGGACUGGAGCGACGGAGACGAGGAGGGAGAGCCGUCCUUUAGCGCCUUCGUCUUUGAAAGCAACACAGAGGGCGAAAAGAUAUGCUACACCAUUAGUCUGGCGAAGGACAUCACAGAAGCAAAGAAGGACCCAGAGGCUUUGGCCGAGCUCAUGAAGAACAUGCCACUAACUAAUGACGGCAAAUUCUUGCUGUUGGAGCCUGAGGCGGGUGACACGAAUGACGGAGCUGGACAGGAAGACCUGGAAUCUGAGGCUUAGUCCCAACCAAGACCAAAACCACUACAAAGACCAGGGCCACAGUUCGACUUUUACUCAGAGGAGACGAAUUUCCCUGGAUUAAGGUUUCACUAUGACCUCUAGCCCUAACUCUGGUACCGUAACACCUGUAUUAGAGAGUGUAGUUCACUUCCUGUGUUACUAAAUCUCCAGUUAUGUGCUGUAAUGAAAGCAGAAGUCAAGGGCCAAGGGUCGCCUGGUUCCAAAAAGCACAUCUCAUGGAUACUCCAUUAGAUCUGCUUUCCUGAGAUCAGUCUGUAGCAUGGGUUAUUGGAUUUGGUACUAAGCUUUGUCUUGUUUAUCCACCACAGUGAGGGCAACAGUACAUAUAUGUAAUGUUUAUGUUUUAUUGUCUUCUAAUAUCCCCACCUAUCUGUUGACACUUCUCUAGGAAAAGGUGGUGAAUUGUUUGCUUCAUUUUAGGUUUACAUAGUUGGACAUUCUUUUGGAGAGUUUAUUUCUUUUUUUCUUUUUAUUUCUUAUAUAACUCAUAAAGCUCUUAUGCAACUACUUACUGCAUUUAUUUCUUAAUUCUCCAUGUACAAAAAGGUAUUGCACUUCCAAGGUUUAUAUCUUUUUAAUAAGACUUAAUGGGUACAGAAUGCACUAAUUGGGACACUGAGAUACAGAGGAUUAAGGAAUUUAACAAUGAAGCUUAAAAAUAGGCACUCCCUUUGUAUCUGCAGGGCAGUGACUGCUGCAUAGAUUAUAAUUAGUCUGUGAGCAUGCAUCAAAGCUGUGAACAUGGUUGGCAUGAUGUGUUGUUGUUUUUUUGAUGAAAGCAAAAUGGAGAUCGUUUGCAAUCCUGCCACGACGACGUUCAACAGACUUGGCAUCCUGACUAUCUUAAGCAUUCCUACCAAGUGAAUGAAUCAAUGUCAUGUUUUACAUGUUAAUUCUCUCCUAACAGUAAAACAAGUCUUCAGACGCCAGUAUGCCAGGUUUUUCUCAAACAGCCCAGAGAUUCUGUAGUUAAAUUAAGAAGUACUUUGCACUCAGUUUUUGUGAAAGCCUCUGUAAAUAUGAUCUGUUCCAGUGUCUUUAUGAUGUUUAAUCAGAGCAUGAUUAAAUAACGGUCUUCUUCCUUGUUCCCUUUGCUGAAGAUUAAAACCUCUUCACUGAGCUGUACUACUUAAAAAAACAGCUAAAAUGUCAUAGUAACGCAUGUAGGCAGACUACAGUGGGAUAUUAUGUAUGUACUUAUUAAAAAGCCAUUCACUGAGCUCAUGUAUAUGAAUUGUAAUCAUAACAGAAAAAACAAAAGGAAAGUGAUUGAUCUGUGAAAUUGGUCUUUCCAGCUGCACCCCAGCAUAUUUUUGUUCAGUUUUAGCCCAUUUGAGCAGGAACACUAAUCUCCGUUGACAGUGGGAGCCUGUGAUGCACUGAGCAACUGUGACAUGUUUGUACUGUGUAAUUUGGACGAGGUCAAAGCCACUGACGUGAUGGUGAUUGUUAAAGCUACUUUGUGUCGACCAGCGGUCUUGCUUGCUUUUUAUACUGAACAUCUAUAUGUCAGAGCUCUGGUUAAAACUCAUGUUAAAAGAAGGAUAAAAUGUGGUUAAGAUGAGUCAUUUUUGACCAUGUUGGAUAACACUGUACAGUGUGUUUUUAAAAAGAAGUGAAAUGUAAUGGUUCAAAUUGUCUUUCUGUUUGCUCAUGUAAAUGCGUAUUGACAAGUCAUCUGAAACCUAAGAGAAAUGUCUGUCCAUCAAAAGGUACCAUCCUUCUAUAGGUGCUGUUCCAGAAGCACAUCCUUUAUUAAUCUGCCAGAGCAUCCCAAACCUGUGCAGCCUACAGAAUCCAAUUUGACCUGCACAAGCCGGAGCCUGUGGCAUUUCUUUGAUUGAUGGCUCUGUUGGUGGAACUUCUCCAUCUAGUCAAGAAUCCAAGUCCUCCUAUGUGGCCUGCUGCAGACCAUUAUGCAUAUUACAGCUGUGUCGCAUAGUCGUGUUAUAGUUUUGCUUUGUAACUAAUGCACCGUCAGGAAAAGUCUCGGUACUCAUGGUGUAGAAAAUAAAUGUCAGUAAUAUAGCAAGGA